Musca domestica (house fly) is the source of this 573-nucleotide messenger RNA. RefSeq lists its product as uncharacterized. The record is from RefSeq and is a predicted model, not a curated record. The transcript has 3 exons. Bases 1 to 573 code for a protein of 190 amino acids. NCBI's taxonomy places the organism in Eukaryota, Metazoa, Arthropoda, Insecta, Diptera, Muscidae.
AUGUCCAUGAAAAGUGCCACCACACUAAUAGUUCUGCUCUACAUUCUUAUUCAUGUAAGAUAUCGAUUGUGGAACACCAUUUUCGAACUCAAAAAUAUCACCUGUCACAAAUAUCAUGAAGAACUCUUUAAAAAGGUUAGCUGUAAUUUUAUGAGACGUAGCAGCAAUAACUACAGCAUAGGGCUUCAAAUGAUGUUCAGUCGUGAAUUGGAUCGAAAUUUUAAAGCCCACGUUGCUAUUGACGUAACUCCAACAAAUUCUACACAAAUCAUUCAUUUAAUCGAUUUGAGAUUUAAUUGUUGUAUGUUUCUGCAACAAUCGCUAGCCAAUCAACUGGUCCGGCCGUUGAUGAAUGAAUUUAAGAGGGUUACCAAUCUGCCCGAAAAGUGUCCCUUCAAAAAGGAAACCCUAUAUGAUGUGAAGAAUUUCUCUUUAACGAAAAAGUUUAUGCCCACCUUUUUGCCCUCACUGGAUUUCAAUGCCACCCUAAAUCUCUAUGAUAGAAAUAAAUUAGUAGCUUCGGUUCAGAUUAUAGGAAAUAUCACCCAAAAAGAAAAAACUAAUAAACAAUAG